AUGGAGGGCUGGACGGACGCGGAGCUGCAGCUGCAGCAGCAGAAAGGGAAGAUGAAGAUGGAGGAAGACGGAGGGCGGGAGUGGAAGAGCGAGCGCUCCUUGUCCUCCUUCCUGAAGCACUCGUGCCUGCUGUGCUGGGCGUCCCCGGGGGAGGGGGGCCCGGGGGGCCCUGCAGGGCCGGGGGCCCCCCCUGCGGGGCCGGGGGCCCCCCUGCAGGACUCGGACCCGCGGCUCCUGGCCACCACCGUGCAGAUCAGAGUAAGAAGACCGCAGCAUCUGGCGCUGGAGCUGGAGAACGCCGUUGCCGUGGAGACGCUGGAGCUGCAGGAGCAGCAGUCGGACCGUCAGGACCUCCAGGACCAGCUGGAGAAGCUGGACCAGCACAAGGAGACCCUGAUUCAGCAGAUCAAGACCACCAGGCAGCUCUGCUACGAGGAGAGCCAGCAGAUCUUGUCCCUGCAGGCCCACGAGGCCCAGAAGGAGAGCCAGGUGGAGGAGUAUGAGCGAGAACUUUCCAGAGCAAGAUGGAGGCUGAAGAAGCUCCGGGAGGAGGUGAAGACGGCGAAGAGGAAGGUGGAGGAGGCCAGGGAGAGAGACGUCCCCCUGCAGGACUCCAUCAGGCAGAGCUACGAGGAGAUCCUGCAGGAAGAGAACACGCUCUGCUCGCUGUCAGGGGGCGGAGUCACGCCAGAGAGCCAAUUGGAGGAGUCGGCCUCCCCUGCAGACACCACUGAGGACGACCCGUUACCCAUGAGGCCUUGGGGCAGGAGCCAGUCGCUGCCGGCGUACGCCGACCUCAUCAUGGGAGCCGGUGGUUUGUCCUUCUGCAAUAAUCUGCUGGGAACCAGAGAAGAAGAAGACAGCGAGAGCAGCUCACCGAAGGAACUUGACCGGUCCGACACCGAGGAGGAUCCAGAGGAGGAGGAGGUCCAGCCUGAGACCGUCCCCCCCCAGCCGGUCCAGGACCUGGACCAGAGCGCCCCCCCCCAGCCGGACCAGGACCUGGACCAGAGCGCCCCCCAACAGCUGGACUUCUACCAGGACAACCCCUUUGGCCGUUGCCAUGGCGACAACGACCUCUUCGAUGAAGACCUGUUCCCCAAGACCGACUCCUCAGGUGGAUUUGCCUCCGACCCGUUCAAGGGCAGCGACCCGUUCGGGGCAGACGUGUUGUUUCCAGACGCGGCCGAGGCGGAACUGUCCUGCGCCGAGAACAAAGCCUCCACGGGGACACAGUGCUUCGAGUCGGAGUUCCCCGACGAGGGCAGCGACAUCGAGCUGAGCUACAGCCGCGAGGACCUGGACCUGGCCGACGCCUGCGGGUUCAAACCCAUCCAGAGCUCGUCGGAGGAGCUGCUGCCGGAGCCGGCGGCCGGCUGGAGGUCGCGGGGCCAGCAGCCGUCGGUGGAGUCGGACCCCAACGGCUACGAGCUGGACCUCGGCCUCGGGUACGAGCUAGACCUCGGCCUGGCGUCGCCGCUGUCCGACGUUCAGGAGCAGAGUCUGGCCGGUACGGGAGAAACCGGAGAAACGGGAGAAACUGGAGGAACCGGAGGAGAGCCAGGUCCUGGUUCUGGUUCUGGUUCCGCCCAGGUCGUCCCUGAAACCACCGAAUACGUCCCGCUGGAGCCGGACUGGACCGCCGGUCUGGACCCGACCCCCCCUCCCGAUCCGACCUCUCCUCCCCCAGAACCAGAGGAGGUCCAGACCCUGGACGAGGACCUCCGGAACCCGGCCGCCCCCCAGAACUCCCUGGACUGCCAGAACCCGGCCGCCCCCCAGAACUCCCUGGACUUCCAGAACCCGGCGGUCCAGCAGCACCAGAACUCCCUGGACUCCCAGAACCAGCAGCCGGACUCGGGUCCCGGCAGCUUCGACCUGGACUACGAACCCAGCAGCCAGUCCUCCUUCGACCCGUACGGGUUCAAGCUGAGUCCAGAACAUUCCAGCCACGCCCUCCUGGACCCGGACGAGGAGGCCCGGCUCAGUCCGGAACCAGAACUCUCCUCUUCUCAGCUGGACUUUGAUCCGUUCGGGUUCGACCGCGACUCGGACCCGUACGGCUUUAAGCUCAGUCCUGAGGAGGAGAACCAGGAGAACCAGGAGGUUCUGGAGGUUCUGGACCUCGGUGUCCAGGAGAACCUGGACCCGGCGGGACCAGAACCGUCGGACCACAGCAAUCAGGAGGUACCGAAACCCGACACGGACCAGGAAAACCAGGAGGUCCUGGACGGGUUCCAGGAUCUUCUAGAACUCCACGACGGGAACCAAGAAGUCCUGGAACCUUCCGGCCGUGAAAACCAGGAACUUUUAGAUUUCUGCAGCUACGACAACCAGGAAGUGGUGGACGAGGAACUGCUGGAACCUCGUAGCCACGACAACCGAGAGGUGCUGGAGGCCUUCGGCGAGGGCCACGAAAACCAGGAGGUUCUGGAUUCAGACGGCCAUCGAAACCAGGAGCUUCUGGAUUUCUGCUGCACAGAAAACCAGGAGGGGUUUGGUUUGGAGGGUGAAAACCAAGACCUCCAGGACCUCCAGGACCUCCAGGACCUCCAGGAUCUCCAGGAUCUCCAGGAUCUCCAGGACCUCCAGGAUCUCGGAAGCAAUGGAAACCAAGAGAGGUUUGGUUCAGAGGGGCAAAACCAAGAUGUCCAAGACCUCCAGGAUCUCCAGGAUCUCGGUAGCAAUGGAAAUCAAGGGUGGUUUGGUUUGGAGGGUCAAAACCAAGAUCUCCAAGACCUCCAGGAUCUCCAGGAUCUCCAGGACCCCCAGGAUCUUGGUAUCAAUGGAAACCAAGAGAGGUUUGGUUCAGAGAGCCAAAACCAAGACCUCCAGGAGCUACUGGAUUUUCAGGAUCUCGGUAGCAACGGAAAUCAAGGGUGGUUUGGAAACGAGGGACACAACCAAGACUUCCAGGACCUCCAGGACCUCGGUAGCAAUGAAAACCAGGAGCUGCUGGACUUCUGUAGCCAUGACAACCAGGAGGUUCUGGACCCGAGUAAGGAGGAGUUAGCAGAACCGAACAACAAUCCAGUCACGGUUGAUCCGAAUCUGGAUCUCAGUUCCACCAACACCAGCUCCGACAGCGACGCGGCAUCAGAAGACCUUCAGAGACUGGAGCUCAGCAACCGCGGCGCCGCUAACACAGCUAACACCGCCACCAGCAACAUGGCUGCCCACCAGGACUUCAGUCUGACCCCCCACGGCCUGCUAGAAGCUGAUCUGGGAUCGGUUUUCGGUGCCGGCGGCUACAUUGGUUGUCCCGAUGUGGCCGACGAUCUGGAACCCUUGAGCCAACGCCAGGAACCCCUGGACCGACGGCAGGAACCGCUGGACCGACGGCAGGAACCCCUGGACCGAUGGCAGGAAUCCCUUGACCGACGGCAGGAACCCCUGGACCGACGGCAGGAACCCCCCGUAGCGGAGCCGGUGCGACCCGUCAGGCCGGUCCGGCCGGUCCGGCCCCCCCGGCCAUCCCUCAUGGCCAAGCAGACGACGGCGUCGUCGCAGGGCGUCGACCUGAAGUGACCCCCCCCCCCCCCCCCCCCGGGUUACCAUGACAACCGCAUCUCAAAACAAAGACAGAGAAGAAGAAGACGAGCAUGAUGGGAUAUUGGGUUACCAUGACAACCACAUCUCAAAACAAAGACAGAGAAGGAGAAGAGGAGCAUGCUGGGAUACGGAGUAGGAGAAAAGGUGAUCAGACGGAGAAGAAGGAGACGAUUUUGUUGUCGGGACAAUAAAACAGUCGGCUUAUUGAUUACACCACAUCUGAUCGGGUCUUCUCUGAUCGGAGGGAUUGAUCCGAGAUCUUUUCUCAAACAGGAAACUCAGCCUCCAAAAAUCCCGACUGGAGACAGUCGGACUGAAACAAACGUCCUGGACUUGUAUAUAAGCUGGUUCUGAUCAUCAUCAGUGGUAGUUUAGGAGUGUUGAGCCGCAUUUUGUAAUAAACUUCCAAAUUGUAAUAACUUUUUCAUUUCAUUUUGUAAUAAAGUCACAUUUUGUUAUAAACUACCCCAUUUUGUAAUAAAUUAUGUUAUUGCAUUUUG
Molecule: messenger RNA, 4052 nt
Organism: Cololabis saira (Pacific saury)
Lineage: Eukaryota; Metazoa; Chordata; Actinopteri; Beloniformes; Belonidae
Exons: 11
Coding region: 1-3528 (1175 amino acids)
Source: RefSeq, a predicted model, not a curated record